AAUGGUUGCUGAGAUGGGAGAGUGGCUGGCAUGGAAAUGAUGGUUAAAAAAUGUAGAUAGACGUUCCAAAUUUACAUUUUGUCCCCAAAAUGUCUGCCUCCUCUUAUUUACCACUCAGAAAAACAGAGACGCAUGGAAUCACAUUUCAGAUUCAAAUCAGUGUGAAAGAACUACUGGAUACAGAUGUACUCUUAAAGCUGUUAUUUCAUUUACCAGUCAGUUAUCCAUCGACUCUACCAGAUAUUUCUGUUAGCUCAGCCCAGCUUACAAGGGCCCAAUGUAUGGAUGUGAAAGAGAAAUUACUUGAACAAGCAAAGAAGCAUCUUUCUGAACCCAUGGUACAUGAUCUGAUUCUUUGGAUACAGCAGCAUCUUAAAUAUGUCAUUAAGCAAUCAGCAACAGUUUGCCAUGAAAAAACUACUUUGUCAAAAGAGAAGAGUACAGAGGACGGUAUCUGGAUGCUCCUUUUGCAUUUAGAUCACAUGAGAGCCAAGGCAAAAUACGUCAGAACUGUGGAAAAAUGGGCUUUGGAUCUAAGGCUGACUGGAAGACUGAUGUUCAUGGGCAAGAUAAUAUUGAUUCUUCUUCAGGGUGACAGGAGCAACAUUAAGGAGUACUUGAUUCUUCAGAAAACUUCUAAGGUAGAUGUGGACUCAAGCGGAAAGAAGUGCAAAGAGAAAAUGAUUAGUGUACUGUGUGAGACAAAAUUACAGGCACAGCAGAAAAGGUUUCAGACGUUUGAAGUCAAAGAAUAUUCAACACUGGAUGAGCUGCGAAAGGAAUUUGAGAACUCAGGACUUACAACUCUUUUCUUGGAGUUUGUGCCUCCUCUCUUGAAAUAGAAUUAAAAGAAAGCACUGGACCGUUGAGCAAACCAGUAGUAAACUGCAGGUGCUGAUGGAAGAUAAAAUGUCUAAUUUGGCAAACAACAUUAAAGCUUUUCUGCAAAAGAUGCCGGAAGUAGCCAUCCUCUUGCAAGGAGAAUUCAUACAUUAAGAACAGAUAAUUUCUUGACCUUUAUGUACUGAUAACUUAUUCCAAGGAAUGUGAAAUUAAUUGUGAUAACUGCAUGGUUAAGUGUGAGAGAAUGGGGAAGAAAUCAUGUUAAAAUAAUAGUCUUUUAGUUAGAAUCAGUUUGCAAGCCCUGUUUUUCAGUGUUUUGAGUUUUGUCUCACGGUGGUGGUUUUUCAUAAUGGCCUGCUGGAAAGCAUGAUUAGUUUUGCUUUGAAAACUUACAUGAGGAUAUUUCUAUAAAAAGAGAAUCAAACACAGAUUUUAAUAUGAGGACAACAUAUUCUUAAUAUCGCUUAGGAGUUCAUGGGCUAACUUUCCCUUCUCCAUUUAUUUGAUUAUAAAUGCUAGACGGUUGAUGUAAAGGAAAAACUCAUGUCACUUGUGGCCUGAAAACACUUCAAGUGUCAUUUUGAAUGUUAGUUCUUGUUCUAAAAUGCACAAAAACACCUAAGUGGAGAAUUGAAAUUGAUUAAAAACCUAAGGUAAAGGCAAUUGUAGUAUUUUCUUUGAUAGUUGACAGAUUCCUUUUUGCGCUUGAUCUGGUUUUACUGUCUGUGCAUCUGCAGAUAACUUGAUGGAAUUAAAAUGUCAGAGCAGUCUA
Pezoporus flaviventris is the source of this 1615-nucleotide messenger RNA. RefSeq names its product RWD domain containing 3 (gene RWDD3). Lineage: Eukaryota; Metazoa; Chordata; Aves; Psittaciformes; Psittacidae. Gene Ontology annotation, biological process: positive regulation of hypoxia-inducible factor-1alpha signaling pathway; positive regulation of protein sumoylation. Gene Ontology annotation, molecular function: protein binding. The transcript is spliced from 4 exons. Bases 90 to 842 code for a protein of 250 amino acids. The record is from RefSeq and is a predicted model, not a curated record.